GCCUAUUUAUUCCGCCCCGAAAGUCCACUUCCAUUACCCCUCACCACCUGACAACCUCUACACACUGCAACCAAUUGAUCCGAUCCACAAUGUUCCGCAUCGCUUCCACCAUAAAUAGGGCUGCCCGUCCCACCGUCUCUCAACUUGCUCAUCAAGCAACAUCCUCUCUCCCACGCAACUUCUCAACUACUACUCCAAACAACAUGAAGGUUCUCGCAGUUCUCUACGAAGGCGGUAAGCACGCCGUUGAGGAAUCUCGUCUCCUCGGUACUGUCCAGAACGAGCUCGGUCUCCGCAAGUGGCUCGAGGAUCAGGGUCACGAGUACAUCGUUACCUCCGACAAGGAGGGUGCCAACUCUGAGCUCGACAAGCACAUCGUCGAUGCCGAGAUCGUUAUCUCCACCCCCUUCCACCCCGCUUACAUCACCCGUGAGCGUAUCGAGAAGGCCAAGAACCUCAAGGCCUGUAUCACCGCUGGUGUCGGAUCCGACCACGUCGACCUCACCGCCGCCAACGAGAAGGGUCUCCUGGUCGCUGAGGUCACGGGCUCCAACGUCGUCUCAGUCGCUGAGCACGUCGUCAUGACCAUCCUCAACCUCGUCCGCAACUUCGUCCCCGCCCACGAGCAAGUCAUGGCCGGAAACUGGAACGUCGCCGAGAUCGCCCGCGGCGCCUUCGACCUCGAGAACAAGGUCGUCGGAACCGUUGCUAUCGGCCGUAUCGGUGAGCGUGUCCUCCGUCGUUUGAAGGCUUUCGACUGUAAGGAGUUGUUGUACUUCGACUACCAAGCCCUCGACCCCCAGAAGGAGAAGGAGAUUGGAUGCCGCCGCAUCAACGACUUGAAGGAGAUGCUCUCCCAAUGCGACGUCGUUACCAUCAACGCUCCCCUCUCCGAAUCCACCAAAGGAAUGUUCAACAAGGAACUCAUCUCCCACAUGAAGAAGGGCGCAUUCCUCGUCAACACCGCCCGUGGUGCGAUCUGUAACGAGAACGACAUUGCUGACGCUCUCGCCUCUGGCCAGCUCUCUGGAUACGGUGGUGAUGUGUGGUACCCUCAGCCCGCUCCCAAGGACCACCCUUGGCGCAAGAUGCGUAACCCCCUUGGUGGAGGAAACGCGAUGACACCCCACUACUCUGGUACUACCCUUGAUGCGCAGAUUAGGUAUGCGCAGGGUACGAAGGACCCUCCUGAUGUUAUCGUGGAGAAGGGUGAUUACGCUACCAAGGCUUACGGACAGCGUGAGAAGAAGAAGCAAUAGAUUGUCUGCUGCUCGUCUGUGAAAGAGUGAAGGAAUAAGAUAAGUUUUGAGGGGAUGUAAGAUUAACGUAGCGUAUAUACCUUUUUGUCUCUGAAUAUAUUCAUAUGCAUACUUCUUCGUUCGCGAUCCGCUCUCUCUUUGUGCUCCUGUAACUUGAUCAAAAGCUUCUUGGACUUCAUACGAGACCUGCCUUGGUCCGUGCAGAGUCUCUCACAAGCCGUCCGCUCGCUGAAUUGCAAGUCCGUCGACCAAAUUCGAGUAGGAUCAUGUUACCGUGCCACGUGUACGUCGUGAUUCAUAGGCAUCUACACUUCUCUCGCUCGCAAUUGGAAGAUUCGGAGUACAAGGACGUCUUCGUCAGUGAACGGGAAAUGAAUUAAGCCGCUUCCACCAACUU
Molecule: messenger RNA, 1656 nt
Organism: Saitoella complicata NRRL Y-17804
Lineage: Eukaryota; Fungi; Ascomycota; Saitoellomycetes; Saitoellales; Saitoellaceae
Product: putative glyoxylate/hydroxypyruvate reductase
Exons: 2
Coding region: 90-1259 (389 amino acids)
Cellular component (GO): cytosol
Molecular function (GO): oxidoreductase activity, acting on the CH-OH group of donors, NAD or NADP as acceptor; formate dehydrogenase (NAD+) activity; NAD binding
Source: RefSeq, a predicted model, not a curated record